Messenger RNA from Polyodon spathula (Mississippi paddlefish), 1602 nucleotides. RefSeq names its product ataxin-7-like protein 3. Gene Ontology annotation, molecular function: transcription coactivator activity. NCBI's taxonomy places the organism in Eukaryota, Metazoa, Chordata, Actinopteri, Acipenseriformes, Polyodontidae. Gene Ontology annotation, cellular component: DUBm complex; SAGA complex. The record is from RefSeq and is a predicted model, not a curated record. The transcript is spliced from 14 exons. Gene Ontology annotation, biological process: regulation of transcription by RNA polymerase II; positive regulation of DNA-templated transcription. Bases 463 to 1602 code for a protein of 379 amino acids.
UUUCUUAAAGUGUUUUAAUUUGUUUAAAAAAAAAAUGGCAAUAUAUAUUUAAUUUUGUGUGUGGAUAUUUCUGAGGAAUUUGGAUAGCUUCAAAUUUCGUUAUCGUAAGGAGUUAUGCGGGGGCGGUUGGGGCACCGGUGUCUUCAUGAGAUGGUUUGCCGGGGAAGGAGCUGCUGGAUUCGGCUCUGAUCUCCAGCCUCGACCCUUCAAGAGUCAGGGUGAGUAAAAUGCAGGCUGUGCCCUCAAAGAUAACCAGCAUUGGAUUGCACAAGCAGCAGCCUUGAUGGUAAUAUUGCUCUGAGAAAGGAAAGGCUGUUCUGCAGGGCUGAGCCAGUCUGCACUCUCCUCAAACCCUGGCUAGGUUGCCCCACCCCCAGGUUGGCACAUCUGUAAAUAUUUUGCCGUUUCCCAACGCCGCCUGUACUAUGUAGACCACAAUUCUACCCCAUUUAGUGUUUGCAAAUGAAAAUGGAGGAAAUGUCUCUAUCUGGCCUGGACAACAGUAAACUGGAGGCCAUGGCUCAUGAGAUCUACACAGAUCUGAUUGACGAUGCCUGCCUGGGGCUGUGUUUCGAGGUGCACCGAGCUGUGAAGUGUGGCUACUUCCUUCUGGAUGAAACAGACCCAGAGAGUAUGAAGGACUUUGAAAUUGUAGACCAACCGGGCGUGGAUAUCUUUGGGCAGGUGUAUAACCAGUGGAAGAAUAAGGAAUGUGUGUGUCCUAACUGUAACCGCAGCAUUGCAGCCUCGCGCUUUGCCCCACACCUGGAGAAGUGUCUGGGCAUGGGCAGGAACAGCAGCCGUAUCGCCAACCGCAGGAUAGCUAGUAGUAACAAUAUGAACAAGUCAGAAAGUGACCAGGAGGACAACGAUGACAUCAAUGACAACGACUGGUCCUACGGCUCAGAGAAGAAAGCUAAGAAGAGAAAAUCUGAUAAGGUAUUUUUACAUUCUUUGAAACAACCCGGGUUUGUGAAUCCAAAUUCACCAAGAAGAUCAAAAUCUAUAAAACAUAAAAAUGGGGAACUUAGUACUGGAAGCUCUGAUCCCUAUAAGUACACUUAUAAUUCAGGUAUUAAUUAUGAAACUCUGGGUCCAGAGGAGCUGCGGUCGUUGCUGACGACGCAAUGUGGGGUCAUUUCAGAACACACCAAGAAGAUGUGUACAAGGUCAUUACGGUGUCCGCAGCACACAGACGAGCAGCGGAGGACAGUGCGGGUCUUCCUGCUGGGGCCUUCAGCAUUAACAGAGCUGUGUUCGUCCCGUUCCCCUGUGUUUCCCGGAGGCAGGUCUCUCCCAGAGCCGGAGCCGAGUGUGGAGAACGACAGCUAUGACCCCUCGGAGAACCAGGCCCUCAUGAGCCGACUGCAGUGGGAUGGCUCCUCCGACAUCUCGCCUUCAGACUCUGCUUCGUCCAAAACAAGUACCAACAACUCUGAGUCCAAGAAAACCAAAAAGAAGAAACCUCACCUGGGCCUGAGCAGUGGCAGUGGCAGCGGCAGCGGCAGCUCGCAGCAGGGGCUGGGGAGCUCUUCCACCAAGAAGAAGAAGCCCAAGCUGCUGGCACCACCUACCCCCAGCAUCUACAACGACAUCAACUAG